This is a messenger RNA of Gekko japonicus, 2451 nucleotides long. Its product is annotated as protein-arginine deiminase type-1-like. Bases 1 to 2010 code for a protein of 669 amino acids. The transcript is spliced from 16 exons. NCBI's taxonomy places the organism in Eukaryota, Metazoa, Chordata, Lepidosauria, Squamata, Gekkonidae. Gene Ontology annotation, molecular function: protein-arginine deiminase activity; calcium ion binding. Gene Ontology annotation, cellular component: cytoplasm. The record is from RefSeq and is a predicted model, not a curated record.
AUGACAACCAAGCAAAGAGUCGUCCGGGUUUGCACUGAGCGGCCCACCUAUGCGGUCUGUGUGCUGGGAACAGAAAUCUCCCUGGACGUCAGCGGAUGCAUCCCAAAGGGUGCCACGCAUUUCGGUGUCCAGGGAACCGCUGGUCUCAGAAUCGCCCUUAUCUACGAUCCAAAGUUUGUCACAGAGUCCACUGGUGCAUUGAGAUGGCCCCUGAAAUCUGGCGUGGAGGUCAUAGUGUCCAUGAACAGGCCUAGCAGUGCUGUCAACGAUAACAAGGUUCGAGUUUCCUACUAUGGUCCAACAGGAGAGAUACUUGCCAAUGCUUUGCUGUACCUGACUUUCGUGGCUAUUUCUCUGAAUGCUGAUACCAACCGAAAUGGAGUGGUGCAGACCAAUUCAACCAACAAGAAAAAAUGGACCUGGGGCCCCAAUGGGAAAGGAGCCGUUUUGCUGGUGAAUUGUGACCGGGAUGGCCCGAGCUUUGGGAACAUGGACAGUGCUUACUCACACGUGCGAUCCCAGGAAGACCUGCAAGACAUGUCCCUCGUGAUCCUGACCACCGAAGGCCCGGCUGGCGUCUUUGAGAACCAUAAGCUGCUUCUUCAGGUCUCCGUGUCUGACGCAUCCAAACUGAGAGUUUUCCAUGAUGGAGGCAACGCUUCUCUCUCCAGUUACAAGCCUGUGUUGGGGCCCGAUAAGCUCUCCUACACAGUGGACGUCUCCGGUGGUGGAAAACAGCAGAGGUCCUUCUUUGUGGAGGGCCUGGCCUUCCCCGAUGCUGGCUUUGAAGGGCUGCUUUACUUGAACGCCACACUUCUGGAGGCCUCUGGUCAGAAUUCUCUAGACACCCCUGUUUUCUCAGACACGGUGGUUUUCCGAGUGGCCCCUUGGAUAAUGACACCCAAUACAAUGAAGCCCUUAGAGGUCUUUGUCUGCAGCUUUGAGAAACAAUCCUUGCCCAACAAGAGCUUUGUGGAGGCUGUUAGAACUCUGGCCAAGGAAGCCAAUUGCAAGCUGACAGUUUGCCCGAAGGAAGAAAACUGGGGUGACCAAUGGAUCCAGGAUGAGAUGGAGUUUGGUUACAUGGAAGCUCCCCAUAAGUUGUUCCCGGUGGUCUUUGACUCUCCCAGGAACAGAGACCUGGACGCAUAUGUUAAGAAGUUCCUGGGACCUGAUUUUGGGUAUGUGACCCGAGAGCCUAAGAAUCAGUCAGACGUCUCCGACCUGGACUCAUUUGGAAACCUGGACGUGAGCCCUCCGGUGACGGUAGAGGGGAAGGAAUAUCCUCUGGGGAGAAUCCUCAUUGGGAACAGUCUCCCAGGAGCUCUUGAAGGGGCUGGUAGCAGGAAAAUGUCCCAGGUUGUCAGGGACUUCCUCUACGCCCAGAAAGUCCAGUCCCCAGUGGAACUCUAUUCUGACUGGCUCAGUGUGGGGCAUGUGGAUGAAUUCUUGACCUUUGUUCCAGCUCCUGACAGGAAGGGUUUCAGGUUGCUUCUCGCCAGCCCCUUUGCCUGUUAUAAGCUGUUCAAAGAGAAGCAAAGUGAAGGUUAUGGAGAUGUCCUCCUUGAAAGCUCAAAUAAAGAAAGGAAAAAGACUAUUGAUGAGAUCCUCAAGAACAAAACCUAUUACAGAGACAACACAUAUGCGCAGAAAUGCAUUGACUGGAACCGCUGUAUCCUCAAGCGGAAGCUGGGCCUGAGCGAAGGAGACAUCAUCGACAUCCCGCAGCUCUUCACUCUAAACUGGUCCAGAGCAGAGGCCGCCUUCCCAAACAUGGUCAACAUGCUCGUGCUGGGGAAACACCUGGGCAUCCCAAAACCGUUUGGCCCCAUCAUUGAUGGGCAGUGCUGCCUGGAAGCAGAGGUCCGUUCCCUCCUGGAACCACUGGGCCUCACCUGCACCUUUAUUAAUGACUUUUUCUUCUACCAUGUGGACCAAGGAGAAGUUCACUGUGGCACCAACGUCCGCCGGGAACCGUUCUCCUUCCACUGGUGGAACAUAGUCCCCUGAAUCAGUGUGUUGAGGGGCUAGAGUUCUGGAGCCCUAACUUUUUUUCAGCACUUUGUAUAAAGGAGAGAGGAUGACUGGCGUAAAAGAUUUUGUGAAGAGAGUGGGAGAACUGGAGAAAGGAAAGGGGGAAAACAACCCAUAACUCCUCAAGCCUUGGAUUUUUUUUUUUUAUAUGAGGGACAAUCUGGGAUUAAACCCCCUUGAAAUUAGUAGGGCACCAAACUUUAUAAAACAAUUAAAUGAUUUUUUGGAAGACAUGAGGGCUUUGGAAGAUUGGGGGAUUUUGAUCUUUAAAUUUACAGUGAUAUGUGCACUUGCUGAAAAGUCCCGCUUACUGUGGAGUAAAUAGACUCAUGCGUGCUUUAUAAUUUUAUUUUUCUUAUGCCACCUCUCUUUUUGCAGCACCCAUUGUCACAAUAUAAUAGAAUAAAAAUGAAACUU